AUGAAUACAGUUAUCCGUAUAUCAUUUUUACUGAGCUCCCUGGUCAUUCUGAGUGUUUCGAGCUGUAGUAUGACCAACGACGACGUCACCGACUUGCGGGAGGCUUUAUUGGCAGAUCCUGCAACGAGCACUGUGGAUACGAAAAACUACACCAUGGAGGAAAUCUACACGGAGUGCAACCAAACCUUCAUCAUAACUAUGGAUUAUUUGGCCGAAUUAAACGACACGGGCAGCUUUCCGGAUGAAACGGAUAAAACUCCAAUGUGCUUCAUGCGAUGUUUCCUGCAGCAGCGUGGCAUCCUGAACGAGAACGAUAAAAUCAACAAGGAACAAGCAAUAGCCACCGGCUGGGUUCAGAACGGUGAUACUAUAGACGACUGCUUACAGGAUAUGAUUGGAGGCACCUGCGAACGAGCGUAUUUCCUAGUGCGGUGUGUUAGUACUCGUCGUCUAGUUGAAGGACGAAGCAAGGACAGUAAAAAGCGAUAA
Molecule: messenger RNA, 489 nt
Organism: Sabethes cyaneus
Lineage: Eukaryota; Metazoa; Arthropoda; Insecta; Diptera; Culicidae
Gene: Obp84a
Product: general odorant-binding protein 84a
Exons: 3
Coding region: 1-489 (162 amino acids)
Molecular function (GO): odorant binding
Source: RefSeq, a predicted model, not a curated record